AUGGGCGCCCAGGACUCUGAUAUUGUUGUUCGCCCUGUCGAUGAGGAGGCUCAGGGCUCUAAUGAGCACGUAACUGCGAGCGGUCGCGUCCUGAACAGAAACUGGAAGGCAUUCUUCAACGUCAUCUGUGCUGGUGUGGCUUUGAUGUCCGAUGGAUACCAGAACAACCUGAUGACGGCAAACAACUUGGUCUUUGCUGCUAAAUAUCCUGAAGUUUACAACUCUAGCAUGUCUACACGCGUCUCGAACUCCCUUCUCAUCGGAGAGGUGAUUGGCAUGAUCGUCAUCGGUCUGUCGUGUGAUCUCUUAGGAAGAAAGGCAGCUAUUGCUUUGACUACGUCUUGUAUGGUUAUUGGCGGUAUUCUAGCUACUGCUGCCCACGGCACUACGACAACCGGUAUGUUUUGGAUGAUUAUCGUCAUGCGGGGUGUAGUGGGUUUUGGGUCCGGUGGAGAGUACCCCGCAUCUAGUACAUCUGCAUCGGAAGCGGCAAAUGAGACAGUCAAGAGGCGGGGUGGCACGUUCGUUUUGGUGACGAAUUUACCACUGUCCCUCGGAGGCCCUUUCUGUAUUAUUGUGUUCUUGAUUGUUUGGGAAGCCGCCAGUGGCUACCAAAACCUCAACACCGUCUGGCGUGUCACAUUCGGUAUUGGCUGCAUCUGGCCCUUGGCGAUCUUCAUUUUCCGAUGGCGUAUGUCGGUGACAAAACUGUACAAGAAAUCUGCCUUCAAUAGCCGAGCGAUUCCUUGGCUGUUGGUCUUCAAAUUCUACUGGAGGAGGUUGAUCGGCACCUGCGGCGCGUGGUUUUUGUAUGAUUUCAUCACGUUCCCCAACGGUAUUUUCUCAGGCACCAUUAUCAACAGCUUGCUCAAAGGUGAGAAAAAUAUCGAGCGGACGGUUGAAUGGCAACUGCUUCUAGGUAUAAUUGCCAUUCCCGGUGUUUUCGUUGGUGCCUGGCUCUGCGACCGCAUUGGCCGUAAAUGGACCAUGUUGAUUGGAUUCUCUGGGUAUCUCGUAUUUGGUCUCGUUAUUGGUAUUGCCUACGAGCGUCUUUCCAAAAUCUUGGGUCUGUUCAUCGUUUUCUACGGUCUCUUCAACUCGUUCGGAAACCUAGGGCCCGGCAAUAUGCUCGGACUGGUCAGCUCUGAGUCGUACGCUACCGGAGUGAGAGGCAGCUUGUACGGCCUGUCUGCGGCGGUUGGCAAGGCCGGUGCUGCUGUCGGCACUCAGGUUUUCAAGCCUAUUCAGAACCACCUGGGCAAAAGAUAUACCUUCAUUAUCGCUGCAUGCAUCGGUGUUCUAGGAAUGAUUGUGACCUACUUCUUCAUCCCUCAUUUGCGCGAGGAUGAUCUCAUGAUGGAAGACGUCCGCUUUGCAGAGUUCCUUCGGGCUAACGGUUACACUGGCAGUAUUGGUUACAUGGGUGAGACCAUCGACGAUGAAAUUGGGGACAACAUCUCUGUCAGCGGGACCAGCGAUAACGAGAAAUACAAUGAUCUCAAGACCGUUUCUGCUGAAGUCUCGUCAGUAAAGUCUAUUUCUUCUUGA
Wickerhamiella sorbophila is the source of this 1548-nucleotide messenger RNA. Its product is annotated as putative metabolite transport protein GIT1. The coding region runs from base 1 to 1548 and encodes 515 amino acids. The record is from RefSeq and is a predicted model, not a curated record. Gene Ontology annotation, cellular component: plasma membrane. Gene Ontology annotation, biological process: carboxylic acid transport; transmembrane transport. Gene Ontology annotation, molecular function: carboxylic acid transmembrane transporter activity. Lineage: Eukaryota; Fungi; Ascomycota; Dipodascomycetes; Dipodascales; Trichomonascaceae. The transcript has a single exon.